Molecule: messenger RNA, 519 nt
Organism: Sycon ciliatum
Lineage: Eukaryota; Metazoa; Porifera; Calcarea; Leucosolenida; Sycettidae
Exons: 1
Coding region: 1-519 (172 amino acids)
Source: RefSeq, a predicted model, not a curated record
AUGGAGUGUGCCUGGUGCAGUGUUGUGUUCGUGCUGGUGUCUGCAAGCUUCCUCUGGGCUCGUCUGGUCUCGUCUGGUCUCGUCUGGUCUCGUCUGGUCUCGUGUGGUCUCGUCUGGUCUCGUCUGGUCUCGUCUGGUCCCGUCUGGUCUCGUCUGAUCUCGUCUGGUCUCGUCUGGUCUCGUCUCGUCUCGUCUCGUCUCGGCUCGUCUCGUCUCGUCUCGUCUCGUCUCGUCUCGGCUCGUCUCGUCUCGUCUCGUCUCGUCUCCUCUCGUCUCGUCUCGGCUGGUGUCGUCUGGUCUCGUCUCGUCUCGUCUGGUCUCAUCUCGGCUCGUCUCGUCUGGUCUCGUCUCGUCUCGUCUCGUCUCGUCUCGUCUCGUCUCGUCCCGUCUCGUCUGGUCUCGUCUGGUCUCGUCUGGUCUCGUCUCGUCUCGUCUCGUCUCGUCUCGUCUCGUCUCGUCUCGUUUGGUCUCGUCUCGUCUCGUCUCGUCUCGUUUGGCCACAAGAACAUCUACCACUAG